GCCUGCGCUGCCGUUGCCGGGCAUCCGCCGGCGAAAAGACGACCUAGAGGAGGGGUGGUUGUAGCGGGGACUCCGGAAGCCCACCUUUCACCCGGAAAUGGUUGUCGAGAAACAUGGCGUUGCUGGUGCGAGUGCUUAGGAACCGGAUUAGCAUCUCCCAGUGGGUUCCAGUAUGCAGCCGAUUGCUACUUGUGUCUCAUACACAGGGACAGUGGGGCAGGGCUCUGUCUGGUACUUCCCAGUGGCCCCAGAUGAGCCAGGCCCUAUCAUGUGGUGGAUCAGUAGUAGACAUUCAGCUAAGUAGGAAGUAUCAUACCACAAAUAAGCUUUCUUCUACCAAGGAUUCCCCACAGCCUGUUGAGGAGAAGGUUGGUGCCUUCACAAAGAUAAUAGAAGCCAUGGGAUUCACAGGACCUUUGAAAUACAGUAAAUGGAAGAUUAAGAUUGCGGCCCUGCGCAUGUAUACUAGCUGUGUGGAGAAAACUGACUUCGAGGAAUUCUUUCUAAGGUGUCAGAUGCCUGAUACAUUCAAUUCAUGGUUUCUCAUAACUCUACUUCAUGUCUGGAUGUGUCUAGUCCGAAUGAAGCAGGAAGGCCGGAGUGGGAAAUACAUGUGUCGUAUCAUAGUUCAUUUUAUGUGGGAGGAUGUUGAGCAGCGUGGCAGAAUCAUGGGGGUUAAUUCCUAUAUCCUGAAGAAGAACAUGAUGCUUAUGACAAAUAAUUUCUAUGUGGCAAUCUUGGGAUAUGAUGAGGGGGUCCUUUCAGAUGAUCGUGGGCUGGCUGCUGCCCUCUGGAGAACCUUCUUCAACCAGAAAUGUGAAGACCCUCGACAACUUGAAUUGUUGGUGGAGUAUGUGAGGAAACAGAUACAGUACCUGGACUCCAUGAACGGUGAGGAUCUGCUUCUGACAGGGGAGGUGAGCUGGCGCCCUCUAGUGGAGAAGAAUCCUCAGAGCAUCCUGAAGCCCCGUUCCCCAACUUACAACGACGAGGGUCUUUGAUGGGCUGGUCCCUCCGAACAGCUGGCCAACUAGCUCUGAGAAACUGCCAGAAGAGAGGUGGCUGUUUGGCCCAGGAUCCUGCAGGAAGUGGCCUGAACUGACCUUUGAACAGCAUCUGUCAAAUGCCUGGCCCCAUUUGUGUUGAUUUUCCUCUUAGUACGCCCAGGAGUCUGAUUAGGUGGGGUACGGUACGGUGCUGGGAGAACCCUUAGCCCUUCUAAGGUGUCCUCUCCCUCAAGAGAAGCCCUGAGCAAGAGCUCCCCUGCACACACUCCCCAGGUCCCCUCUAGGAAACAUGCGAUUGACAGCUUUUCCCAAAGGCCACAGAAGGGAAUGGGGGUAGGUUAGAAAGGGGACACCCCCUGCCCCUCCCCCAAGGGCCCACUGUGGCCUAGGAGCAGUUUGUAAUGCUGCUGAGUCAAGACUGGUAACCACACUCUGUCCUCCAGCACUGAGCCGUGGGGGUUGAGUUGGCCAUUAAAAGAAACAGAGACUUCUCUCUGCCAUGGCUCUUUAUUCCUGGGUCUUGUAGCAACUUACCUGGGAUGGUGGAUGCCACGAGCUGAGGAGCACUGCCCAGCUCAGUUAGAGGCAGGGAGGGGGGAGGCUCGGGGGUCUCUGCUGCUGCUUCUGCCUCCAGUUCAUGGAGAUGUCGCUGUUCUGGCCAAGGUACAGCCUUCCAGGCCACGACCCGGGGGACCCAGGAGGCCUCUGUGGCCAGGGGGCUUGUCACAUCCUGAGUCAUUUGGAAAGAGACCUCGAGAGAAAGGUCCCUUUGUCACACACACUCCCAGUGAACUGGGUGAGGAACAUGCUGUCUCUUCCUCUCUUGGUCCCCCCUUACACGAGGUACUGGGGAGAAGGGAAGAAGAGGAGAACACACGCUUCCUGGCUUCGUUGCACCGCCCCAGGACCCAGCCCCGUGCCCAGCCUUCCACCCCCUUCCCAACUGCAGGAGCAUGGGCUGCAGAGCCACCUUGGUCUGCGCACUUGAGGACCAGUCCCCUCCUCCCUCUGAGUGUGGGUCAUCUCUGGGGGAAUUUUCUUUAAAUUGAAGAAAGGGGGCGGAGAACCAUAUUGCCCCUCCCCCCAUCAAACUUCCUUCAUUUAACUUGCUAUAAAAUGAGUCAUAUAAAGAAACUCUAUAAGGGUGAGGUAUAUCUCACUUCUGUGAAAACAUUACAAAUCAAACCGCCUUCUCUGAGUUUAUUUAAGAUGCUUUUGUUGCACACGGAGCUCUAGAGUGAAGCCUCCUGUGUGUGUGAGAUAAUAACACCUUGUAACUCAUUACAGCUGGGCACUAUUUACAUAAACCAGAGCUGGGCCAGGCAGGAAUUUGCUGAUUAAUUUAUUUUUAAUGGAGUGAAGUAUACCAUGCACCAAAAUAAACUUUACGGUGUGUACCUAA
Molecule: messenger RNA, 2409 nt
Organism: Balaenoptera musculus (blue whale)
Lineage: Eukaryota; Metazoa; Chordata; Mammalia; Artiodactyla; Balaenopteridae
Product: ubiquinol-cytochrome-c reductase complex assembly factor 1
Exons: 10
Coding region: 114-1001 (295 amino acids)
Biological process (GO): mitochondrial respiratory chain complex III assembly
Cellular component (GO): mitochondrion
Source: RefSeq, a predicted model, not a curated record